Oncorhynchus keta (chum salmon) is the source of this 649-nucleotide messenger RNA. Its product is annotated as double-strand-break repair protein rad21 homolog A-like. The annotation marks the transcript as partial. The record is from RefSeq and is a predicted model, not a curated record. Gene Ontology annotation, biological process: mitotic sister chromatid cohesion; replication-born double-strand break repair via sister chromatid exchange; synaptonemal complex assembly. Gene Ontology annotation, cellular component: cohesin complex; synaptonemal complex. The transcript is spliced from 5 exons. Gene Ontology annotation, molecular function: chromatin binding. Lineage: Eukaryota; Metazoa; Chordata; Actinopteri; Salmoniformes; Salmonidae.
AUGGCGCUGAACUCUGAUUACCUAGCUGGAGUGAGGAUCUCAACACUAAGGCCAAGUACCUCCUGGCUGACUAGGGAGGCUGAAGAGGACAUCAUCCAUGGAGCGACAGCCUCUAAUCUGCUGCUGGAGGCGGAGCGGGAUACCGCCCCCAUAGUGUUGUGGAUAAACUACUGUCCCAGGAGGAUGGGGGGUGGUAUCUUUGACGACCCUCCAGCCAUCACAGAGAGCGUGAUUCCCCCAGACCAUGGAGACGAUGAGGACGACUUCGACAACCUGCAGUCACCGGGUCCAGACAGUCCCGACUCCGGCCCAGUCGAGCCGCUGCCGGCCAUGCAGGACCAGACGGAACAGACCACUCUGGUCCACAAUGAGGAGGAGGCUUUUGCCUUGGAGCCUAUCGACAUCACUGUGAAAGAGACCAAGGCGAAGAGGAAGAGGAAGCUGAUUGUCGACAACCUGAAAGAGCUGGACAGUAAGUCGAUCCGCGCCCAGCUCAGCGACUACUCGGACAUCGUGACCACGUUGGACCUGGCUCCUCCCACCAAGAAGCUGAUGAUGUGGAAAGAGACCGGAGGAGUGGAGAAACUCUUCUCUCUCCCCGCACAGCCGCUCUGGAACGGCAAACUGCUGAAGGUAAGAGACAGGAGGA